This is a messenger RNA of Pangasianodon hypophthalmus (striped catfish), 1502 nucleotides long. It is a transcript of the gene sparc, whose product is annotated as secreted protein, acidic, cysteine-rich (osteonectin). The transcript has 10 exons. Gene Ontology annotation, biological process: anatomical structure development. NCBI's taxonomy places the organism in Eukaryota, Metazoa, Chordata, Actinopteri, Siluriformes, Pangasiidae. The record is from RefSeq and is a predicted model, not a curated record. Gene Ontology annotation, molecular function: collagen binding; protein binding; calcium ion binding. The coding region runs from base 155 to 1030 and encodes 291 amino acids.
CCACUCCGGGGCUGUGAGGGGGGUUCGACUGGGCCUGCCCACUGCAAAUGUCUUCUGUGUGAACUUGUGUUGCUGUUAGAUAGUUCCAGAUCCCUGCUCCAGCUGACUUCUCCCUUGGCUUGCCUGCUUGCUGAAGUGAAGGCUGAAUCCCAACAUGAGGGUGUGGAUCGUCUUCCUUUUGUGCCUUGCUGGAAAGGCCCUGGCUGCCCCAGCCGAAGAGGAGCCAGUCAUUGAUGAGCAGGUAGAAGUAGGAUCCAAUCCAGUUCAAGUGGAGACCGGCGAGUUCGAUGAAGCCAUUGAGGUUGUGGAGGAUGUUGCUGCAGAGAACCCCUGCCUCAACCAUCACUGCAAGAAGGGCAAGGUGUGUGAGCUUGAUGACAACAACGAGCCCCUGUGUGUGUGCCAGGAUCCCCUGACAUGCCCUGCCCCAGUAGGAGAGUUUGAGCAUGUCUGUGGCACUGACAACAAGACCUAUGACUCCUCCUGCCACUUCUUUGCCACAAAGUGUGCUCUGGAGGGCACCAAGAAGGGCCACAAGCUGCACCUGGACUACAUUGGACCCUGCAAAUACAUCCUUCCAUGCCUGGAGACCGAGCUGAGUGAGUUCCCCCUGCGUAUGAGGGACUGGCUGAAGAACGUCAUGGUCACUCUGUACGAGCGUGAUGAGGACAACAAUCUGCUGAACGAGAAACAGAAGCUGAGGGUGAAGAAGAUCUUUGAGAAUGAGAAGCGUCUGCAGGCUGGUGACCACUCUCUGGAUCUGCUGGCCCUGGACUUUGAGAAGAACUACAACAUGUACAUCUUCCCUGUGCACUGGCAGUUCGGCCAGCUUGACCAGCACCCCUCUGACGGCUUUCUGUCCCACACUGAGCUGGCCCCUCUGCGUGCCCCUCUCAUUCCCAUGGAGCACUGCACCACCAGCUUCUUCGAGGCAUGUGAUGCUGACCAGGACAAGUACAUCGCUCUGGAGGAGUGGGCCAGCUGCUUUGGCAUUAAAGAGCAGGAUGUCGACAAGGACCUUAUCAUCUAAAAACUGGCCACCAUUGAUGCUUUCUAGUUAGCCUGCUAUUGGGACGAGGUGCUAACAAUUCACAUUAAUGGUGCUAUUUGCAAUUUCCAGUAACCUAUGUAUACCACUAAAAUUAAAAAAAAUGUAAAAAGGAAAAAUGCACAGUCCACACUAAGAAUCACAAUAAGUGAUAAUAGCUUCCCAUUUUUCAAAAAAAUUAUGUUGGCAUUAUUUUUUCCAAAACGUGCAAAUGGUAAAGCUAACUGAAUGAAUAGAGUGGACGUUUGAAAUGUCUGAACAACACGAUGGCGGGACAAACGAUGGACUUUGUACGUCGGAAGCCUUUUUUGGAAGUGGAUGCACAAAGAGUUAAAUAUUUUUCAAAGCAUCAGGGCUUGAUUUUAAUGUCAAUUUAAAGAUACUGAGGAGAACUUGUAAAAAAGGAAAAAAAAUAAAAUUUCCAAAUAAAUGUCCUUUCUGCUUGCUUUAUAAA